CAUAUACACACUCAUAAGACUUUAGCAUGAACGUUGAGUAGGUAUUACUUAUGUCUGUUCGUUGUGAUAAGCUUGUGAGUAUACCGAUACUGACACUGCGAUUGAACAUUUCCUAAUUUACCUAUAACUUCUCUCAUAAGAAGAGCUAAAACUGAACAAAUUGAUAGGACAACGACAGAAUAUAUAUUUUUAUUCUUUUUGAUUUUUUAAACAGAAAUUUGUUUCUAGGCUAUAUGUGAAGACUACCAAAUAAAACACUAUCUUUGCUCAAGGUACGGUUACUUACUCUGGACGGAUCACAAGGUGAACUUUAAAGACUCAACUUGUGCUUACAGGUGCAAGAUUUGAUUGAUAUCUAAAACGCUAAGUGGGAAAUCCUGACGACAAACCUAAGCUCGCCUGCCCGAAGAGCUAAAACGUUAUUCUUCCGAAUAACCAAGAGGCCUAGGAAGAUUAUAUAUGGAUUUACCAGUAUGGAGCGUCACCUAGGUAUUCUUAUUGCUGUAGUGCUUGUCAUUGCACCGAGUAUCACUCUAGCAUCUGAACACGAGCUGACAGCGAAAGUAUCUACCGGCAAAAAAAUAAAGAAUAUAACUGUUGACACGGUUGUGGAUUAUAUAAUACACAAAUAUUCCACGGAGGACAGUGUUCUGUCAUUUGAAGGCUAUCAACAUUUAUUGGAAAGUUUGGAUCUUGGAAUGGUUGAUAAUGACCACAGCGAGAAAGCCCACUUAAAGGUCCCUGACCAUGGAGAUCAUAGCGACUACGGUGAUCAUAAUGAUCUCGACGAACAUGGUGAUCAUACUGAUCAUGACCACACCCACCAUGGUGAUCAUACUGGUCAUGAUCACACCGACCAUGGUGAUCAAAGCGACCACGAUGAUCAUACUGAUCAUGAUCAUACGGACAACGGUGAUCAUGGUGACCAUGGUGAUCUUAAUGAUCACGACGAACAUGGUGAUCACGACAACCAUGGUGAUCACGAUGACGAUAGUGAUUUAACACGAAGUAAAAGAAGUUUGGACAAAGCUCUAGGACAAUCUGAUCAACGUGACUUUCGCAACACGUGUUUGCGGCCAAAGGAGAUUCUGCAGCUAAUGCGGUUUACUGGCCAUGCUUUGACGAAGGAACAGUUUAUAGAGUUGUGUCCCCUGCUCAUUGUUCAGCUCGAUGGACACGUGUGUAGCCACUUACAUGAUCAUCACCAUGCGGAUCCGCAUGGUCACGAAGAGGCAAAAACCAAUGUAAAUUCUAAAACCUGGUUGUAUGCUUGUGGUUCCAUCGUGGUCAUCAGUUUGUCGGGCCUGAUCUGUGUGGGCAUCCUGUCUCUUCUACACCAUAUUUUUGUUGAGAACUUCCUUCACUUCCUGGUGGCGAUGGCUGUCGGGGCGCUGACAGGGGACGCCAUGUUGCAUCUUCUACCCCACGCACUGUCCUCGUCCGAUGGUCACGAUCAUGGUUCCGGCGAAGUUCACGACAUGGAUGGCGUCUUCAAGGGUUUGGCAGGACUGUCUAUUUUCUAUUUCUUUUUUCUAUUUGGGAGGAUCCAGGACAUAGCAAGUAUAAGGAAAAUGAAGAAAAGAAAAGAAAAAUCGGAAGACUUGGAGUCUCUUGGUGUAACCAUGGUGAUCAGAGCGCCAAAUGAGGAGGGCAACAUGAUUAUAGACAAGGUUGUGAGCGUCAAAAAAGUGGAAGCUAACGAGAAAGAAUACUUAGGUCACUCGCACUCUCAUGGUCAUUCUCACAGCCAUGGACACGACGACCUGCCCACGUCAACUGGGGCCAUGGUGUGGCGCGUGAUUGUAGGGGACGGCGUCCACAACUUUAUUGACGGGCUCGCCAUCGGAAUUGCGUUCGCUGACAGUGUCACUAGUGGACUCAGUACGGCCAUAGCAGUGCUUUGUCACGAACUUCCUCAUGAAAUAGGCGACUUCGCCGUUCUACUUAAGAAAGGGAUGUCGAUCAGACAGGCGCUGGGUUUCAAUUGUUUGUCGUCUGCUCUGUCGAUGAUUGGCGUUUUGGUGGGAGUUGCAAUGGGCAACAUCACAAGCAUCAAAUUCUACAUACUCGUCUGUGUAGCCGGAAUGUUCAUAUAUAUAUCACUGGUUGAUAUGCUUCCAGAAAUAAGUAGCAGCCCUACCAAGAACCCCGUGCGCAAUCUUGUCUUCACUAUGAUGGGGAUCUGUGUCGGCUCGGGGAUCAUGCUCGCUAUUGCCUUGAAGGAGGACGAGUUGGCAAAGAUCACGGCGUGACCAGCUGCAGGUGUUCAUCACGUGAUCAACAUGACAUGCAUCAGAAUCUCAUCACGUGAUCAACAUGACAAGCCGCAGAAGUGUACGGCGUGAUUGAUGUGACGAGCCGCAGGAGCUCACCACGUGACCGAUAUCACUCACUCAAUCUGAUUUUAAUGAAUAUUUGUUGACGUUGUGCAGCUCUUGUUAUAAUUAUGUUAUGGACUGGUUAUUAAUGGAUUAUUUGUAACAUUUUGUGGUAAACCAAGUAAUUUGAAGAUAUAUUGUUAAGCUUCGAUAUGAGAUUAUUUUUGCUUCAGAUCAUUUGACUCUUACUUUUUCCAUUCAUAUCAUAAAAUAGAAGUGCGAUUCUAUAUUCAUUAUACUCAAAACAGGUGAGUUAAUAUAUGUAUAUUCUUCGCAAGUAAGUUCGUAUAGAUCAUAAACAAGGAGUGUGAUUUCAUAAAUAUAAUACGCAAGAAAACAAUUAUAUAGAUAAUAUGCAAGAAAUCCGAGUUUAUAUAAACUAUAAACAGGAAAUGCUACUCCAUAUAUAUUCCAAGAUCCAAGAUGGCUGCCUGUCAGCAAUUUUAUAAUCCCAUCAGUCUCAAAAGUAAACAUGCACAAUAACAGACUAAGAGGAACCUACAUUUGUAGUUGUAGUAUACGACUAUCGGCAAACCUCUUUACACAAGUCCCCGAGGUUUGCCGACAGUCGUAUAACCUUGAUAGUCGCAGUAAUGGUGUGGUAGUUUUUUUUGGAAGUGGCGCGGCUGAUAAUAUACAAACUUUAGUUGUCAAGUAAUUUGAAGUUAACCAGUACUUCUUAAAAUUCAUAAAAUUCAGAGAGUUUUUGUGCACUUCCACUUCUGUUUCAGCGAUAUAGUUUAUACCAGUCAGGACUGUAUCUGUAUGGCCCCUAUAUCAACACCGAUUAGUCCUAAGAAGGCCGAAACAGCAGUGUGGUGCGUGUGAUCCUUAUUUAGCAUAGCAUCCUGUAUUAGUUACCAUACUGUCUCAAGUUGUAUCGAUCGCCGGAAAUAAAUUAUUAUCA
Molecule: messenger RNA, 3285 nt
Organism: Mizuhopecten yessoensis (Yesso scallop)
Lineage: Eukaryota; Metazoa; Mollusca; Bivalvia; Pectinida; Pectinidae
Product: zinc transporter ZIP6-like
Exons: 10
Coding region: 474-2252 (592 amino acids)
Biological process (GO): zinc ion import across plasma membrane; intracellular zinc ion homeostasis
Cellular component (GO): membrane
Molecular function (GO): zinc ion transmembrane transporter activity
Source: RefSeq, a predicted model, not a curated record